CGCCCCUUCCGCCGCCGCCCCCGCGAGCUCGAACCUGGCCCCCAGCUCCAGCCCGAGCCCCAGCCCGGGUCCGGCCAGCAGCAGCUGACUGCGCGUUCACGAUCCGCUGGGAGCCGCCAUCCUCGUCGCCGUCAUGAACAUCCGCAAUGCACGGCCAGAGGACCUGAUGAACAUGCAGCACUGCAACCUGCUGUGCCUGCCAGAGAACUACCAAAUGAAGUACUACUUCUACCAUGGCCUCUCCUGGCCGCAGCUCUCUUACAUCGCGGAGGAUGAGAAUGGGAAGAUUGUGGGGUAUGUCCUGGCCAAAAUGGAAGAGGACCCCGAUGAUGUGCCUCACGGACAUAUCACUUCACUGGCUGUGAAGCGUUCCCACCGGCGCCUUGGCCUGGCUCAGAAACUGAUGGACCAGGCCUCCCGAGCCAUGAUCGAGAACUUCAAUGCCAAAUACGUCUCCCUGCAUGUCAGGAAGAGUAACCGGGCCGCCCUGCACCUCUAUUCCAACACCCUCAACUUUCAGAUCAGCGAAGUGGAACCCAAAUACUAUGCAGAUGGGGAAGAUGCGUAUGCCAUGAAGCGGGAUCUCACCCAGAUGGCCGAUGAGCUGAGGCGGCACCUGGAGCUGAAGGAGAAGGGCAGGCACACAGUGCUGGGCGCCAUCGAGAACAAGGCGGAGGGCAAGGGCAACUCACUGCCCAGCUCAGGAGAGCCCGGUCGUGAGGAGAAGGGCCUGGCUGCCGAGGACAGCGGUGGUGACAGCAAGGACCUCAGCGAGGUCAGCGAGACCACAGAGAGCACCGACGUCAAGGACAGCUCAGAGGCCUCCGACUCAGCUUCCUAGAGCCUCCUCUCCCUGCCCUGGCCUCCUGCCCCUCCCAUCCUCACCUGAGGUUUCACAAUAAACUUCACCCAGGGGGGGG
Molecule: messenger RNA, 920 nt
Organism: Eptesicus fuscus (big brown bat)
Lineage: Eukaryota; Metazoa; Chordata; Mammalia; Chiroptera; Vespertilionidae
Gene: NAA10
Product: N-alpha-acetyltransferase 10, NatA catalytic subunit
Exons: 8
Coding region: 134-841 (235 amino acids)
Biological process (GO): N-terminal peptidyl-glutamic acid acetylation
Cellular component (GO): NatA complex
Molecular function (GO): protein N-terminal-serine acetyltransferase activity; protein-N-terminal-glutamate acetyltransferase activity
Source: RefSeq, a predicted model, not a curated record